AAUGAAAGUUUUGGUGGCUGUCAAAAGAGUAGUAGAUUCAGGAAUUAAAGUUAGAGUAAAACCUGAUGGUAUAGAUCUUCAAGGUGUUAAGAUGACAAUAAAUCCCUUCUGUGAAAUAGCAGUUGAAGAAGCUGUGAGAUUGAAAGAAAAGAAAUUGAUAGCUGAAAUUGUUGCUAUAACUAUUGGACCUAAAUAAGGAGCAGAAAGUUUAAGACAUGCUCUAGCUUUGGGUGCUGAUAAAGCUAUUCAUGUCACAACUGAUGCAAGAAUUGAUUAAGCAGUAUAACCAUUAGAUAUUGCUAAUAUCUUAGCUAAAAUAGUAGAAAGAGAUAAGUAAAUCACUUAUUAAUUAUAGUUAUAAUCUUGUUUUAAUGGGUAAAUAAUCUAUUGAUGAUGAUUUUAAUUAAACUGGAUAAAUGUUAGCUGGAUUAUUGGAUUGGCCAUAAGCAACAUUUGCUUCAAAUAUAUAAAUUUCAGAUGGAAUUGCUUAGGUUAUUAGAGAAAUUGAUGGAGGACUAUAGACUGUUAAAUUUAAAUUGCCAGGAGUAAUCACAUGUGAUUUAAGACUUAAUUAACCAAGAUUUGCUAGUGUUCCAAAUAUUAUGAAAGUAAAAUAAAUAAUUUAAAUAUUUCAAUUAAGGCAAAAUCAAAACCAUUAGAAACUAUUCCACUUGAAAAAUUAGGGAAAUUACAUAAUUCCAUUUAAAUUACAAAAACUGAAGCUCCUGCUAUUAGAAAAGGAGGAGCUAUUGUAGAAAAUGUAGAUGUGCUCCUAUAGAAAUUAAGAAAUGAAGCCAAAUUAUUUUGAUAUUGU
Paramecium pentaurelia is the source of this 814-nucleotide messenger RNA. NCBI's taxonomy places the organism in Eukaryota, Ciliophora, Oligohymenophorea, Peniculida, Parameciidae. The record is from the annotation of a GenBank genome assembly.